GGCCGAAGGUGGGGCUCGUUUGUGCGGUCUAGCUAGCUAGCUAGCUAGAGCCCUGCAUAGGGCGGGGCUAGCAGCUUGUGCCGGUACACCUUGACCCCAUCCUGGCAGCGCUACCGAUUUUUCACGUGACACCGAGAGAAGGGCAGCUAAAGCUCUGAUCCCGCUUUGUCGUCGUUUCGGCCGAUCACCGUCGCAUCUAUAACCAGUUUAGAUCUUAUGAGGUAGAAGAAUCAUCGAGUAAAAAGAGAAAAAAUGUCUGAAAAGGACAGACUGAGCGUGUUUCCCUCCAGAAUGGCACUUCAGCAGAUGAAGAUGCGUCUAAAAGGAGCUCAGAAGGGACACAGUCUUUUGAAGAGGAAAGCCGAUGCCCUCACCCUCAGAUUUAGACAAAUCCUCUCCAAAAUAAUUGAGACCAAGAACCUGGUGGGUGAGAUCAUGAAGGAAGCGGCUUUCUCACUCGCUGAAGCAAACUUUGCAGCAGGAGACAUCAGUCAAAAUGUCCUGCAGACUGUAGAGAAGGCUCAGAUCAAAGUCAGAAUGAAGAAGGAUAAUGUUGUUGGUGUCCAACUCCCUGUAUUUGAGGGCUACAACGAUGGAGCUGACACCUAUGAGCUGACAGGUCUCUCCCGAGGAGGUCAGCAAGUGUCCAAGUGUAAGGAGAUGUUUGGGAAGGCAGUGAAACUCAUGGUCGACCUGGCCACCAUGCAGACGUCGUUCAUUAUCCUGGAUGAAGUGAUAAAGAUAACCAACAGGAGGGUCAAUGCUAUUGAGCACGGUAAACCCACCCACACUCUAUAUACACAAGAGGUAUAUAGCCACCAAUAGAUCACCCACCCAGAGCAGCAUACAUGAAUCUAACCCCCAACCUACCACUCUGUAAUGCUACUACCGAGCAUAUAUACAUUGAAUGUGCACAGUAGCCGUGAAAUGAAUUAGCUUCACAUGAUGAUGUCGUGUUUGUUGUAUGUCCAGUGAUCAUUCCACGGAUCCAGAACACUCUCAAGUAUAUCACAACUGAGCUGGACGAGAGGGAGAGAGAAGAGUUUUACAGGUGGGGCCUAGUGGCUUAGUCUCGCCCCGGCCAGACAUAAUUCUUUUCUAGCUCUGAUAGUCUGGCUCGUACCUGAAAUUUACUCCGUUUCUCUGUAGACUGAAGAAGAUUCAGGAGAAGAAGAAGAAAGCCAAGGCAAUAGCCGAGAUUGAAGCAAAACUGAGACUAGCUGCAAGAGAGGCAGAAGGAGGAGGAAGAGGAGGAGAUGCUUCAAAGACCAUAUUUGAUACCGGAGAAGAUGACGACUUACUGUUCAAAUGAUCAACUCUGUGUAGCUCAGUCUAUAUCAGUAUAUAGUCAUCUGUGUAGUUGUUAGUUCGCUGUCGGUCGGUCGCGCUCGCGCGCUCU
Geodia barretti is the source of this 1399-nucleotide messenger RNA. The record is from the annotation of a GenBank genome assembly. Lineage: Eukaryota; Metazoa; Porifera; Demospongiae; Tetractinellida; Geodiidae.